Molecule: messenger RNA, 2316 nt
Organism: Lachancea dasiensis
Lineage: Eukaryota; Fungi; Ascomycota; Saccharomycetes; Saccharomycetales; Saccharomycetaceae
Source: the annotation of a GenBank genome assembly
AUGCUUAGAAGCCGAACUGGACUCAAACCCGUUCUUGGAAGAUCACCGGCUCGCCUGUACUAUUCGGAAAAUGCACAAUCUUCCAAAAAUGAUCGGCAGAGAGCGAAGAACAUCAAAGACGAUCUGCAACAUGUUUUGAGUUUGUCGAACCGCAUUACUAGGGAAAGUAACGCGGAUUGCAACGUCACAGAAGAGGCCGACGAGAGACCGGCUCUGGAACUUCGAAAAAAACUAGAUCAGUUUCCACAAAGGAUCGGAGAACACCCAAGUUAUGUUAGAGAGCUGGACCAGAUGCUGCAGCUUGAUCGACCUGGACAGGCUUAUGAUAAAAACAAAGGGGACGCAAGACACUCUACGCUUCGAAAAACCGUUUCAGGUCCCGAAGUUCUAAGAGAAAACUUUCACAUCAACGCGGAUAAUGUGGAAUUUGAACCUGUCGCGCUCCAGGAGUCCGAAAGCAAGCCGCCACGCUUGUGCCACGAACUGGAUAGAGUUCUAUUCCAGCCGAUGAACUUUCAUACAUUGCAGGACAGUCGAAGUGGGACCUAUAAUUUCAGCAAGUGGCUUGAAGAUAUUAUUCGCGUCGACGAUUUUGAUUUCGAUGCAGUUUCGGAGUUUGUGACUUCGUCAAGGGAUAAAGAUAUGCUUCAAUUGGCAGAAAAAUACCAAAAAAGGUACUACUCUUCGACCAGCUCCAUGACGGGAGUCUUGUCACACAUGCACUUUUUAUUAUCGAAUUUCCGUAAAAGCAACAUGUCGAUAAUUUCAAAACACUUUCGUGAGAGAUCAGCUAGCUUCAGCCGAGGUGCUCAGCUUCCAGCAGUGGUGAUAAUGAAACGAAUGAAGAGUAAAAAGGGCAUAUUUUCUAUCGAUUCAGAUAAAUCCUCUGACCGUGAAAUCAUUUUAUCACUAUUGGGUCAUGCUCUAGAAACCGUGCUAACCACGGAAGAACAGCAGUUCAAACGAACGUUUGAUAAAUCUAAAGAAGACUACAAAGGCAGCUCUAUUCGACCAGAGGGCAAGUACCACUAUUCAAAAAUAGAGAACUUCGUACUGCGAUCUCAACUGGAUGCCUACCAUCCAAAACUGCCUGGGACAGGUAUUUUCGAUUUGAAGACUAGAGCUGUGGCUGCUGUUAGACACGACAUUGCAUACGUUGAAGAAAAUGACAAUUAUACCGGCUAUCAGCUGCAGCAAGUGUUGGGUAAGUUUGAAUCUUUUGAGCGUGAGCUUUUUGAGUUGAUAAGAAGCACCAUGCUCAAAUAUUCCCUGCAAGCUCGCAUCGGUCGUAUGGAUGGAAUAUUUGUUGCAUAUCACAAUAUUUCCAAAAUGUUUGGCUUUCAGUACAUUCCACUCGAAGAAAUGGAUCACAUUUUGCAUAGUUACGGUUGUCCGAACUUUGAAAGUAUCUUACAAGAGCGCAAUGACUCUCUCAAAGCCAUGAUAGGAGAUGAAGCUUUCAUUUUGAAGCAUGACCAUGCUAAUCUCGAUCGCGAUAUUGCUUCAAACAUCGCCGAUAGCGAAUUCAAAAUUUCAAUGUCACUCCUGAGCCAAUUACUCCGCAAAGCUGAAAAAUCCUUACCAGCUAAAUUUUCUUCUUGCCGUAUAGUCUUCAAGACUGAGAGUAAGAAAAUAUCCGAUCGUUCUGGCAACAUUUAUAGGAAACCGGUGUUGAAUGUUCUUAUCGCACCAUUGACAGAAGAGCAAACCAGUCAAUUUCAAAGGGCAGAUUUAACUAAAGAGUUUCUACAGGAUGGAAAAAACAUAGACACUUACGUGGAGAAAACGAGAAGACUUAACAUGGCCACUGCUAAGGAUGUGAUAGGGUUUGAGAUCCAUGUGAAUCACAAGGUCCAUCACCACCCAGGUUCCAUUGUUAAUCCUCGCAUCGCAAAUAAGAAGUCGACUGUCUUAGAUGAUUCUGCUAAGCAGUUUGUCAAGACGAUGGCGAACAAAAAUUUUUACAGUACGCUGAAGGAAUGGAAACAUGUUCAGUUCUUCCAUCCUUUGGACGUUUUGAAAUGGACACCUGAGUUCAGUAUACGCCAACUUGGCCAUCAAGACAGGGUUAAAAAACUAUAUAUGCAUUAUCUUGAUGAUAAAUUAUACGCAUUGAAGGGUCAAACGGUGGUAAGGAAGCCAUCAAAGUCAAUGCAAGAGAUCAUAGCGGAACGGAUAAGGCAGUUCAUGUCGGGGGAUGCAAAAUGUAAAAAACGGGAAGGAGGAGCUAUAGAUGAGAAUGAGGUUUCCCAGCUUCAAGCCGUGCUGAGGGCUUACUCAAAGAAGGGAGAACUUGCGAAAAGACGCCACAAAUAG